Messenger RNA from Nezara viridula (southern green stink bug), 1837 nucleotides. Lineage: Eukaryota; Metazoa; Arthropoda; Insecta; Hemiptera; Pentatomidae. The record is from the annotation of a GenBank genome assembly.
CUUAAAACAGAUGAUCUAAUAUACUAAGUAUGGAUAAGUGAUAGUUAUAAAAAUGUGUAUGUAUUUGGCAUUCUGAAGCUAAGGAAAAUUCAAAAGAAAUAUUAGGUAGAGAUUUCGUUUUUCCACCAUUGAAUAGAGUACACUUCAAUAGCAGGUGAUCAGCUGACUCCAGUUUAUUUUUGUAUUGUUCAAUAGUAUUCAUUGUUUUUUCUUAGUAUUCAGCAGUUUUAAUAACUCAUUUACAUUUAAAAACUUUUAAUUUAUAACCUUAUAAAAUGCGUGAAGUAAUAUCAGUCCAUGCAGGCCAAGCAGGAGUACAAAUUGGCAAUGCCUGUUGGGAAUUAUAUUGCCUUGAGCAUGGAAUUCAACCUGAUGGACAAAUGCCUUCUGACAAGACUGUUGGAGGGGGUGAUGACAGCUUUAAUACAUUUUUCAGUGAAACUGGUGCGGGAAAGCAUGUGCCAAGAGCAAUUUUUGUCGACCUUGAGCCAACUGUAGUAGAUGAAGUGCGAACAGGAGCUUACAGGCAACUUUUCCAUCCCGAGCAACUUAUUACUGGUAAGGAAGAUGCAGCCAAUAACUAUGCUAGGGGACAUUAUACAGUUGGAAAAGAAAUUGUAGAUUUGGUGUUAGAUAGAAUCAGAAAACUAGCGGAUCAAUGCAGUGGACUACAAGGAUUUUUGAUUUUUCACUCCUUUGGAGGUGGAACUGGAUCAGGUUUUACGUCUCUGCUCAUGGAAAGACUUUCUGUUGAUUAUGGAAAAAAAAGUAAAUUGGAGUAUGCUAUAUAUCCAGCUCCACAAGUUUCAACAGCUGUAGUCGAACCAUACAAUUCCAUUCUAACAACCCAUACAACCUUGGAACAUUCAGAUUGCGCUUUUAUGGCCGAUAAUGAAGCAAUAUAUGAUAUAUGUAGAAGAAAUCUUGACAUAGAAAGACCUACAUACACCAAUCUAAACAGGUUGAUAGGUCAAAUUGUUUCCUCUAUUACUGCAUCUUUGAGAUUUGAUGGUGCUUUAAAUGUUGAUCUUACAGAGUUCCAAACCAAUUUAGUUCCAUAUCCUAGAAUCCAUUUUCCUCUGGUCACUUAUGCUCCUGUUAUAUCAGCUGAAAAAGCUUAUCAUGAGCAGUUGUCGGUCGCUGAAAUUACUAACUCAUGUUUUGAGCCAGCAAAUCAGAUGGUAAAAUGUGACCCGAGGCACGGUAAAUAUAUGGCCUGCUGUGUGCUAUACAGAGGUGAUGUUGUACCAAAAGAUGUCAACUCAGCCAUUGCAACAAUCAAAACUAAAAGAACAAUUCAGUUUGUGGAUUGGUGCCCUACUGGUUUCAAAGUCGGUAUUAAUUACCAGCCACCAACUGUAGUACCUGGAGGAGAUUUGGCUAAAGUACAACGAGCAGUAUGUAUGUUAGCAAAUACUACAGCUAUUGCUGAAGCGUGGGCACGUCUAGAUCAUAAAUUUGACUUGAUGUAUGCCAAAAGAGCUUUUGUUCACUGGUAUGUAGGUGAGGGUAUGGAAGAAGGUGAGUUUUCAGAGGCAAGAGAAGAUCUGGCAGCAUUGGAAAAGGAUUACGAAGAAGUCGGAAUGGACUCUGUUGAAGGUGAAGGUGAAGGAGGUGAAGAAGCCUAGAAGCCUUUUGGCAUUAACAUUAACUCUAAAUUUGCAUUUCCAUCCUCUCAAGAGAUGUUUAGAAUUUGAUUUGACCUAAUGGUGAUGUAAUUUAAUGGAAAAAUUUAUUUUACUAGCGUGUCAUUCAAUUUAUGUCGUUCCAGUUAAAUAAAAGUAUUUAAUUUUCCAUAUAUGUAUUCAUUUUAUGUUAAUAAAUGUAUUAUACCUAA